This is a messenger RNA of Erythranthe guttata (spotted monkey flower), 798 nucleotides long. RefSeq names its product FANTASTIC four protein, putative (DUF3049). The record is from RefSeq and is a predicted model, not a curated record. NCBI's taxonomy places the organism in Eukaryota, Viridiplantae, Streptophyta, Magnoliopsida, Lamiales, Phrymaceae.
UUUGCUGGGGUGGAAUUGCAACAAAAAAAAAAUAAAAAAUCUCGAUCGAUUUCCAUGCACAGCGCAGAAAUCGGCGAUUGCAUCGGGGUGGAGAGCUGCGCGAACCUGAAAUCGGAUGUAGACGCGCCGCUGGAAGGAAGCAAUCGCCGGAGAAUAACGAGGCUGGAGUCGGCGACGGCGGCGGCAGCGGAGAGGGAGUAUCCGCCGCCGAUACCGUGGCUGGUGCAGACGGAGAAUCUGCCGUCGCACAUGCCGUGGGUGAUGAGGAGAUACUACACGGAAGACGGAAGGUUGGUUAUAAUGGAGGAGAAAGUGGAUCGUCACGAGUAUUUCAAGUCACACCGUUUCAACGGUCGUCUCGUAAUUAAUCUCAUCCCACUAGACGACGUCGUCGAGGAAAGCUUCAAAGAGUAUUACGCCGUAGAAAAUACUGUUGAGGAAAUCAACGGUGGGGAUGGUGGAAUCGUGGAUCCGACGGUGGAGAAAGCGGUUGCGGAGUACUGUAACUAUAACGGGAUAAGAGUGAACCCUUGCGGAGGGUUUGCUGCUGCGGCGGCGGCGCCCGUAACUACGUUUAGGCCUCCCCUUCAUAUAUGAGAGUGUUUAAUAUUUUUAUUUAAUUUAUUUGUUUUUUCUUCAUUUCAGUUUUUUUUUUAUUCCGUCAAUCCACAGAGAUGAGAGUCUAAUGCGGUUUAUCAUUUUUGUACUUUUUGCAUGUGAAAUAGAGUUUUAAUGUUUUUUUUUCAAGUGUAUUUCACUUCUUUUCAAAGGGACAAAUAAUAAAAAUAUAUAAAAUAU